UAUGACAACAGACCGGUCAAAGACAAAGACAAGUGUCCCUCCACUACUCUGCCCCCAAAAUCCUCUCUCUCCGCUACCUCUCUGGCCAAGCCAUGACUGCGGCUUCCAAGAACCACCAACACCACCACCUCCCACCCUCCUCUUCCCGGCCACCCAGAAACCCUAACCUCAGUACCAUCACAACCACACUGACUAACCUCCAAAAUCCCAACCCUAAUUCUAAUUCCUCCACUACUCCUAAUACACCAAUCAUCCUCUCCCAACAAGACCAGGUUCUCUCACACUCCACCCACCUCACGCGCCAAGAACUCCUUAAGCGUCGUUCUUACAACCUCAAGCAGCUGUCCAAAUGUUACAGAGACCACUAUUGGGCUCUAAUGGAGGAGCUUAAGAUUCAGUACAGAGAUUACUAUUGGAAGUACGGUGUUAGCCCAUUCAAAGAAGACCAUCCCCUGCUACAACAACAAAAGCUAGAGCAAGGCUGCGCUGUAGAAAUUGGAGAGGUAGAAAGCGGUAGUGUUAAUAUUGAAGUUAUUGGUGAAAAUAAUAAUGUUAAUGGUAAUAAUGCUAUUUCUAAUUAUAUGGGCGAUUUGGAUUUGAAGAACAAUCAUCGGUGUCUGUUUGUGGGGUGUAAGCUAAAGGCCAUGGCUUUGAAUAGUUUUUGUCAUUUGCAUAUUCUCUCUGAUGCCAAGCAGAAGCUCUACAAGCCUUGCGGUUAUGUCAUCAAGAGUGCUCAGUCAGGACCUAUAACAUGUGGAAAGCCAAUAUUGAGAUCAACUGUUCCUUCUCUCUGCACUGUACACUUCCAAAAGGCUCAGAAGCAUGUAACUCGGGCUUUGAAGAAAGCUGGUCUUAAUGUUUCCUCAUCAAGUAAACUUGCUCCUAAGUUCCAUGUGAUAGUAGCAGAAUAUGUGCGUCAAAUUCAAGCAAAAAGAAAAGCUGCAAAAAGGGAAAAUAGAAUCAAAGGUUUAGAUAAGGAAGUCACUGGUAACUAAGCCUGUUGGUCAUUCUGGACAUGAAUGAUGGAGCAUGCAUCAGUGUACAUUGUUGCAAGAACCAAAGGGUAUAUUUCUCCAGGUGAUGUCUUGUCGCAGUGUGAGAUGCUAAGCAACUAGAAACUAUUACAAGGGUCUAUGGUAUAUAUGUAUUUAUAUACUAAUUAUAUGAAAGCCGGGCGUAUGUAAUGUUAACUAGAUGCCUGCCACCUUGGAUAAGUCUACAACAUGUUUAGACUCAAGUCUAGUGCCACGUAUUUGAAUGCUGAGUUUUGGUAUUUGAACUUCCAAACCCAUCCAUAAAGAAUAGUACUGUUUCGCUUUUUGUAGAGAUCAAUAUUUUGAACGUCUGUAUUAAUUGUAAAAGCUUGUAUAGCUAUUCUGUUUAA
Hevea brasiliensis (rubber tree) is the source of this 1384-nucleotide messenger RNA. RefSeq lists its product as uncharacterized. The transcript has 3 exons. NCBI's taxonomy places the organism in Eukaryota, Viridiplantae, Streptophyta, Magnoliopsida, Malpighiales, Euphorbiaceae. Gene Ontology annotation, cellular component: NSL complex. The record is from RefSeq and is a predicted model, not a curated record. Bases 93 to 995 code for a protein of 300 amino acids.